Sardina pilchardus (European sardine) is the source of this 1198-nucleotide messenger RNA. It is a transcript of the gene baalcb, whose product is annotated as BAALC binder of MAP3K1 and KLF4 b. NCBI's taxonomy places the organism in Eukaryota, Metazoa, Chordata, Actinopteri, Clupeiformes, Clupeidae. The transcript has 3 exons. The record is from RefSeq and is a predicted model, not a curated record. Bases 1 to 549 code for a protein of 182 amino acids. Gene Ontology annotation, cellular component: cytoplasm.
AUGGGUUGUGGGGGAAGCAGAACCGACGCCCUGGAGCCUCGCUACCUGGAGAGCUGGACCAAAGAGACGGAGUCCACGUGGCUGAACAGCACGGACACGGACAUCCCGCUCUCGUCCAUCCAGAGCAUCCCGUCGGAGAACUCCUCGGACGCGAGCUUCGCCCCGGAGAAAACGGCUAACAUGGACUUCUUUGAUGACAGUCUGCCGGCCCCUGCCCAGGCCUACCUGAAGGUGUGCUCUGCCAUAUCAGAGGUGGCCCUGGUGGACACCAAAGCAGGGGUCAACCCUGGGUCAGCCCUCCCUCCCCAUGAGCCAGUGGCCUCCCCUGGCGCCACCACUGUCCAGAAGAGGAGUGUUUUACGCACAGAGGAGAUAACCAAAUGGCAAGACAACAAGAUGUCAACCAAACAGGUGACCAUCACUGUGACCCAAAGCAUCCGCCAGGUGGACAAGAGCGGCAAGAUCAAGGAGAAAUCGCACACCACGUACGAGGUAAUGACCCCUGUGGAGACUCUCAAGGACGCGGCGGCAGACUCCACCGUGAAAUAAGCGUCCAGAGAAGGUUGUUUGUCGAAGAGCUUUGACGAGAAGCAAGCCGGUCUGACUCACUCAUGGCUGACCGAUGGAUGACGAACUUAAGUGCUGUGUGUGUGCUGGUGGGCAGAUGGGGACCAAACAAAAAGGAUAGAGACGGCACUUAAUAAUCUCUCUCUCACGCUUCUAUCUUAGGAAAUUGAAAAAGGGCCCUGUAGUGGUUUUGAAUGUGCGGGGAUUUGUUUAUUUUUUCCUUUUGUUUUGUUCUUGACGUCAGCCAUUUUAAUGGUUCACUGUGCGAAAAAGAGAUACUUGAAAAAGGCGUUGUUGUACUACAAAAAAAAAAAAAACAUUGUGCGAAUCAUCACUGGUUAUGAUUAGCUUCAACGUGACUGGGGAGGUAAGACUGCUCCAAAUGCUGCCCACCCUUACUGGCACAAUUCCGGACAAAUUCUGGAUUUUUUUGAUUUUGAUAUUGGAAGGAUGACAAUCAAGUCAUGUGGAUUGUGAACAUGAUCAAGCCUUUAGAUGCCUCAAGACCCUGGUGAAGUCCAAUCAUGUGGAUAUGUUUAUGACGCUGAAGCGCAGAUUGCUAGUAAUAGGUUUUAACAGCCAUUUUGUAUUAUGUGAAUUUAGUAUACAUAAAAAAAAACAAUCGCUGAAG